Messenger RNA from Acaulospora colombiana, 330 nucleotides. NCBI's taxonomy places the organism in Eukaryota, Fungi, Glomeromycota, Glomeromycetes, Diversisporales, Acaulosporaceae. The record is from the annotation of a GenBank genome assembly.
AUGGAUAAGACCAAAAUACCAGUUGGUGGUCGAAUCACCCAAAUCCAUCUUCACAUUGCCCUCGGGAGCUUUAAGCACGAUGACUGUGAAAUAUCUAGUGACAAUUGUGGGUUAUUGGACAACGAACGGUAUGUUAAUGGAGUUAUCACAGAGAAUUUUACAUUAAUUACAAUAGAUUUGCUUUUAUGGGAUGACGAUAUGUCAGUUUUAGAGGUAUGCACCGCAUUACGGCUCAGGAGAGCUGGCGAAGACUGGCAGAAAGCAUCUCUGAGAUAUUCGAAUAGUCAGGCCAUGUUGCGUACGCACGUAGGAUUAACCUCCCCUCGAUAA